Molecule: messenger RNA, 237 nt
Organism: Talaromyces atroroseus
Lineage: Eukaryota; Fungi; Ascomycota; Eurotiomycetes; Eurotiales; Trichocomaceae
Exons: 2
Coding region: 1-237 (78 amino acids)
Source: RefSeq, a predicted model, not a curated record
AUGACAGCCGCCGUUGGUCGAAUAUGGUCAGCUUUUAACCCGCCUACGCCGCCCAAGCGUGACGAUGCGAUUAAGUUCGGCAUUUUGGGCGCGGCGAACAUUGCGCCCCUAGCUCUAAUCACCCCUGCCAAGUCACACCCGGAAGUUAUCAUCCAGGCGGUGGCUGCUCGUGAUCAUGCAAAGGCGGAGGAUUUCGCGAAAUCGAACAAUGUCCUAGAGGUGAAGAAUUCAUACUAG